Fimicolochytrium jonesii is the source of this 1332-nucleotide messenger RNA. RefSeq lists its product as uncharacterized. Lineage: Eukaryota; Fungi; Chytridiomycota; Chytridiomycetes; Spizellomycetales; Powellomycetaceae. Bases 1 to 1332 code for a protein of 443 amino acids. The transcript has 5 exons. The record is from RefSeq and is a predicted model, not a curated record. Gene Ontology annotation, molecular function: FAD binding.
AUGCUCCAGGCCAUUGUCGAAGCUGUCCGCGGGGUCCCACCCUUGCCCGAAGAGAUUCGCCACGCCGGUGACAGCCCCGCCGUCAAGACACCCACAGUGUUAAUUAUCGGUGCUGGCAUUGGGGGUCUAGCGCUUGCCCAAGCUUUGCGCAAACAGGGAAUUUCUUACCAGAUUUUCGAACGGGACGCUUCCGCUGAAAUCCGUCCUCAAGGUUGGGCGCUUUCGAUGAACUGGAUUCUCGGAGAACUCCUUCCCGCUUUCUCCCUCGACCUUCCUCCGCUCGCCGCUACCGCCGUCGAGGCCGAGCUCGGCCUGACAUCCGAAUCCGCAUUUUACGAUGCCAACACCAAGGAAGUUCUUUGGCGCGGCGGGAACAACCCUCGUUCGUUCCUCCGUGUCAACCGCGCUGCCUUGAGGAGCUGGCUCAUGUCCCACAUCGAUGUGACAUGGGGAAAGCAGUUUUCCCGAUACGAAACCGAAUCGAAUGGGCUGGUUACUGCUCACUUCGAGGAUGGAACCACCGCCACUGGCCAUGUACUUGUCGGCGCUGACGGCGUCAGGAGCCGAGUGCGCGACCAAGUCCACGCCCCGUCCCCACCCCCACUCAGCUUCGUCCCCGUCGGCAUCCUCGUCGGCGAAUUCGACGUUCUCCCCGCCGAUUAUGACAAAUUCAUGGCGCUCGGCCGCUCAAGCUGUAUGGCGUACGGCAAAGAUCGCCGCCUGUUCAUCGCGCCGCAAUACAUUCGGACGGAAAAGGCGCGAUACUACUGGAUCCUUUCCUGGACCGAUCCGACGACCGCUGAUGCAAAGUAUUGGACGGACUUGCAGGAAAAGACGCCAACGGAGUGGCUGGAGAUGGCGAAGACUGUUGUCGCGGAUAUGCACCCCGAUUUCAAGGAGAUUGUGGAGAAACAGGAUCCGGCUCAGAUGUUGCCGCCUUUCCCUGUCCGCGAUCAGAUUCCCGCACCACUCCCCGCUGGCAACGUGACGCUUAUCGGGGAUGCUUUCCACCCAAUGACUUUCUUCCGAGGCGAAGGCGCCCAACAAGCCCUCAAGGACGCCCUCGAAGUAGCCAAAGCCCUCAACACGUCCAUCUCCCUCGCCUACGGCAUGUCCAUCAAGCCACAAACCCCCGACUUCAGCGCCGCCCUCAAGACCUACGAGGACGCUAGCAUGGACCGGAUUACAUCGGCGGUUCUGAGGUCUCGUGAAGCUGCGACGGAUUACAAGUUUAGCCUGCCGGGACCGCCGAAGGGUGAGAAGGGUGGGAAGGGUGGACCUGGUGGACCUGGUGGACCGCAGGGCAAACCUGUUCAAGCCGGCCCUAAGUAG